This is a messenger RNA of Marasmius oreades (fairy-ring Marasmius), 333 nucleotides long. RefSeq lists its product as uncharacterized. NCBI's taxonomy places the organism in Eukaryota, Fungi, Basidiomycota, Agaricomycetes, Agaricales, Marasmiaceae. The record is from RefSeq and is a predicted model, not a curated record. The transcript has a single exon. The coding region runs from base 1 to 333 and encodes 110 amino acids.
AUGGAUGACUCGAGGCCGUUGGGAUAUUUCCUUGCGAAUGGUUCAAAGCUCCCCCCUUGCCUUGCCUUUUUUUCCUACGGCAGUUCGGGUUCUUUUGAGGACGUUCGUUUGGGAGGCUCCAAUCUUUACGGACACAUUCAUUUCUAUCCAAGUAGAUUAUAUCAAGUAAUACUCGUUACCACGGAAAACAACGGUCUCGUCGCCGCUAUGCGGGAAAUGCGUUCCAAUGGUACAACGCGAAUCGUUAUUAUUCCCAUACAUACUUUUGAAAUAGAAUCGAAGUACGGAAGUGUUGAGUUGAUCAUGUCAAUCCCGUCCGAAUCUGGAAGAUGA